Molecule: messenger RNA, 585 nt
Organism: Mercenaria mercenaria
Lineage: Eukaryota; Metazoa; Mollusca; Bivalvia; Venerida; Veneridae
Exons: 1
Coding region: 1-585 (194 amino acids)
Biological process (GO): DNA integration
Molecular function (GO): nucleic acid binding
Source: RefSeq, a predicted model, not a curated record
AUGACAGUAGACUCUUUUAUUUUGGCUCUACGACGUUUCUUUAGCAGGAGAGCAAUACCAAAAAUCAUUAUGUCGGACAAUGCCCUGACGUACAUCUCCACUGCCAAACUACUGAAGACAGAGAUCCUUGGGACAUACGGUAUUACAUGGAAGUUUAUCCCACACAAUGCCCCAUGGUACGGAGGCUGGUGGGAGAGGCUCAUUGGCGUUACUAAGACAUCCAUUAAGAAAGUACUCGGGAAAUCACUGGUGAGUUUGGAAGUUCUGCAAACUAUUGUUACAGAAGUAGAAUGUAUCGUCAAUGACCGCCCACUCACGCACAUUUCUACAGACCCCACUGAUGAGGAACCUCUUACCCCUUCCCAUCUGCUGUAUGGGCGCAGAAUUACCUCCCCUGUUUACCCAGACGAUCAAGAAGCCACAGCAGACGACAUUUCCACAAUUCUGCAGACAAACUUUACAGGUUUAAGUCUGCAACGAUUGAACACUUUGGGUCGAGAUGGAAGCAUGAAUAUCUCACAUCUUUGCGACAGUUUCAUAAGAUGUCUGGCAAUCAUGGCGAUACUGUUACGGUUGGAGACGUAG